AGUUGUUUGGGCCUCCACUAACGUUCACUCCAUGUUCGAAUGCAUGUUAUCGUUUUGCUUCUGUAUGAUCUCCUUACUUGAAAGUAUAGUUGUCACCUGAACAAAGUAUGGGUGGAGUUGUAGGCUCCACGAGCGGGUCAGCCUCGAACGCAUCGCAGCAGGUAAGUAACAUAGUAAGUGAACAGUUUGUCGCACGUGUCGGGAGAGGUGCCAAGGUUGGUCCUGAUCGCGUUGCCGGUGAAAUCUUGAACGUACUCGGAUACCCACAAGUGCAUGAAGUUUUCAAGCCGUCUUUGCCUAAUGUAGCGAGUCGUGAACGCAUGGUCGUUUGUCGCUGCUGGCUGUCAUUGCGAUUUCCCUACUGCGACAACACACACCAAAAACUUUGGAGGCAGGGGAUCAACGUGGGCCCCUGCAUGGUUCAGCUAGAACAUCAAGCGGUGAGAGCAAAGAAAUUAGCCGCCAUAAAUGCUCCAUCCUCUUCGUCUGCUGGUAAAAGUUCCAUAUUACAGGCAAACGGAGGAUCUGCGUCAACGGCAAGUACAACCACAGCAACACCCACUGGGAGAUCGGUAGCGGAGGUUCAAUUAGCGCCAGCAUCAGCUGGACCGGCGAGAGCGACACCACCGUCGGUCCCGCAAAAUGAUGCGGGUACCAAUGUUAACCUUAGCCAGGACCCUUCGUCUACCUCUACGGAAAACAAGGUCAACAACACUGAAGUUGUAUUCGCGCCCGAGGACGUCCUAAAGGAUAGCGGUGAAGCUUCCCAUGCUCCUUCGACGUCGACACAGACGUCUGUGGCAGAUUCGAAUACCGCCAGCAACGUCGUGGAAGGCAGCAGCAGUAGAAAUGGACCGAAAGAAUUCAUUUUUAAUUCAGAUAGCCACGUAGAGGUUGAUGAGAGCGGCGGUUGUUGUAGUGAACCACCUGACUUUGGUAGCAGCUCGUCAGACUUUUACGACAACGCACUUCAGAUGAUGAGGCUUGGUUCUGCUGCAGGUCUGCUUGGUGCCGCUGCUCAGUAUAUGACCCCUGUUGAUUAGUGGAGUAGGCGAACGAUUUGCUUGUAAUCCUCGUCUAACUUGUUUCACAGUCGCACGCUGCGUAUACAGAAUUAUUCAAUACGUAGAGAGAUAGACCUCGUCGACAGAAUGCACGCUGUGUAAGUAUUUUUCAGAAUCAAUGCACAGAUGGAUCUUGGAUUUUAGAAAAGGUGGAAAGUUUACCCCUGAGUCAGGCGAAAACGAAGCAUGACACGCCAAGAG
Messenger RNA from Amoebophrya sp. A25, 1265 nucleotides. The record is from the annotation of a GenBank genome assembly. NCBI's taxonomy places the organism in Eukaryota, Dinophyceae, Syndiniales, Amoebophryaceae.